Molecule: messenger RNA, 984 nt
Organism: Verticillium alfalfae VaMs.102
Lineage: Eukaryota; Fungi; Ascomycota; Sordariomycetes; Glomerellales; Plectosphaerellaceae
Exons: 4
Coding region: 1-984 (327 amino acids)
Source: RefSeq, a predicted model, not a curated record
AUGAAGUUCACCCCCAUCAUCCUGUCGGCCGCUCUUGUCAGCGCUGGCGUGAUCCCCAGCGAAGUCCGUGUCGACGAGAGCAGGCUUGCCCAGCGCUCCGUCACCGGCGAUAAGUGUCUUACCCUUGAAUGCGCCAAGAAGGAAUACGUGCCCAUCUGGCGCGGCAAGAUCUGCGAGAAGCCCGGCUGUGAGAAGCCCAAGUGCAAGGAGCCCGAGUGCAAGCCCAAGACAGACGGAUAUGAGGAGUACUACUGGAUCGAGCAUAUCGACAGGAAGCACCGUCACAAGGACAACCGUGACGUCGCUGCGGCCGACGAAAGAGAUGACGAGGUCCUUACCAAGCGCGGCGAGUCGGCUGUUGGCAGACCCUACUUCAAGCCUUACUACGAGGAUGACCCGGACUACGAGUCGCACUUUGAGCCCAAGCCUGUGCCCGUGCCUGCGCACCCUCACCAUCGCCAUGGGCCCCCUCCCCCUUGGCGCCAUCAUCACGAAGGACCUCCUCCCCCUUGGCACCGUGGUCAUCACCACGGUCAUCACCACGGUCAUCAUCACCAUGAUCAUCCCCGCCAUGGCUGCCACCCUCAUGAUCACCACCAUCACGGGCCUCCUUGCCACCGCCGCGGCCCGGCCCCUGCUCCCACGCCCGCCCCCACGCCUGGCAAGAAGCACGACGACCGCGACGACGUGCAGUGGUACCGCGAAGAGAUUACCCACGACCACGAAGAAGACCGCCAUCAGGGCAAGAACAGCGACAAGUGCAUCCACUGCAAGCCCGCCAUCAAGGCCGUCAACACGACCGACACCAGGGCCGCCGCCGCCAACUCGGCCUUCAACAACCGCAACGGUGGCGCCCGCACGCUCAACAAUAAGUCGGGCAACAUUAUCAAGGCCGGCAGCAAGAAGACCGUCGAGGUGGUUCCCACCUUCGUCGAGGAGGAUGUGGCCGAGGAGGACAAUGACGACGAGGAGAACGCGGAGUAG